AAAGGCCAAAAAGCAGCGAUGAGAAACCAAUUCUAUGGUGAGUUGAGUUCUGGAUUCUCUCACUUCCUUUUUUUCCAACCUCUUUUUCCGAAUUCCACUUCCAAUGGUCGUUGUCCGUCCCUUUCCGUAACUCACUCAAUUUCCAAUCUCAGCCGUCCAUUCUCAUCCUUUUAAAAUCCCAAAGAACCCAUUCUCAUUUUCCCGGCGAUCAACAAACGAACACUCUCUUCUCUCCGUCUCAUCACUUCGGUUCUCUCUCAUGCUCGUCUAGAGAAUUUUUCUAGGGUUUCAUUAGGGCUUUGGAAUCGGAGAGAGAUGGGGAUGAACUUCGAUGGAUUUUGGUCAAAGACGACGCUUAUUGGACUGGGGCUUGGCCAGUUCGUUUCCCUUUUGAUUACAUCCACGGGAUUCUCCUCAUCCGAGCUCUCUCGACAAGGGAUUGAUGCUCCGACUUCGCAGUCGUUCUUGAAUUAUGUGCUCUUGGCGAUCGUUUAUGGUGGUUUGUUGAUUCAUCGGAAGAGGGCGCUUCAGAUGAAAUGGUACUAUUACUUGGUACUGGCUAUUAUUGAUGUGGAAGCAAAUUUUCUUGUGGUUAAGGCUUACCAAUACACCUCUUUGACAAGCGUCAUGCUUUUGGAUUGCUGGACAAUACCAUCUGUGAUAUUCCUUACCUGGUUUUUUUUGAAGACUAAAUACAGACUCCGCAAGUUUGUUGGUGUAGCUAUAUGUGUUGCUGGCCUUGUAAUGGUUGUGUUCUCCGAUGUGCAUUCAAGUGACAGAUCAGGAGGAAGCAACCCAAUUAAAGGUGAUAUGCUUGUCAUUGGUGGGUCCAUGCUAUAUGCAAUUAGUAAUGUUAGUGAGGAAUUUUUGGUGAAGGAGGGUGACAGAAUAGAACUGAUGGCAAUGCUAGGUUUGUUUGGAGCAAUUGUUAGUGCUUGUCAAAUAAGCAUACUUGAGCGACAGGAGCUUAAAUCUAUCCAUUGGACAGCUGGUGCAGCAAUACCUUUUGUUGGUUUUGCACUAGCGAUGUUUUUGUUUUACUCCACUGUUCCAAUUGUGCUUAAGCUGAGCGGUUCAACCAUGUUAAACCUCUCUUUGCUUACAUCUGACAUGUGGGCUGUUCUCAUCCGCAUCUUUGCUUAUCAUGAGAAGGUUGAUUGGAUGUACUUCAUAGCUUUUGCAGGUGUUGCCGUAGGGUUACUUAUUUAUUCGGGGGGUUCUAAAGAAGAUGUCCAUCCGGCCCUCGGUGAGGGCGUUGAGGAAGGAGCACAGAACAAAGAGAGAGACGAAGAAGCAGCAUUGGACAAUGCAACUCAAGAACCAACAAUGGCCAGUAGCCAAAAAGGCAGAGAUGUAGGAAAGGGUCCUUACUACUCUCUGGUCAAUGAGGAGCGAUGAUCAAUAGCUGCAACAAUCUUGUGUCCUCCGUCAUUGAAAAGGGGGAAUUAGUUUGGCGCUGGCUACCAUGCACCCUUGGUAACAUAUACCACAUUUCAAUUCUUCAGUUUGUUCAGCAAGGCAAUUGUCUUAGUUUAUAUUAAAAAAAAAAAAAAUUGGAUGAACCACAUGCAAUUGUCAUUUGUCAUUUUAUUGUUGUUGUUCAAUUGAAGCAUUAACUUAGAUGUGUUGUUUAACAGUGUAUCUCUAUAUUAACCAAAUUUUAUAGAUGCCCAAAUGCCACUUGAAUUGGA
This is a messenger RNA of Dioscorea cayenensis subsp. rotundata (Guinea yam), 1691 nucleotides long. Its product is annotated as solute carrier family 35 member F1-like. The coding region runs from base 316 to 1398 and encodes 360 amino acids. NCBI's taxonomy places the organism in Eukaryota, Viridiplantae, Streptophyta, Magnoliopsida, Dioscoreales, Dioscoreaceae. The transcript has 12 exons. The record is from RefSeq and is a predicted model, not a curated record. Gene Ontology annotation, cellular component: membrane. Gene Ontology annotation, biological process: transmembrane transport. Gene Ontology annotation, molecular function: transmembrane transporter activity.